CGCAGGGUUUGCCCUCUCCGGUCAGCUGACCCGACUGAAGUCAGCCUCCCGACGGAAACAUACAUCCCCAGGUAAAGUGUAAAGUAGCUUAGUGAAAUGACAGCCAGUGGCAUAGAUCUUCGUGGGCCCCCAUUGAUCUGGAAUUGGUCAUUUUAUCGAUUCGUUUAACGGAUACGAGUGACACUACCGACCUCUCUUCACUUAGUGGCCAUUAGCUUAAGCGCUAACGGGAGCUAGCUGUAGUUUUUGUUUUUUGUUUUUCCCAUUUGUGCGGCUAGCUAGUGCAUGGCGAGCUGAUUGGCUUGUGAUGGUCUUGCGGUCGUUGUAGUAGCGAAGGAGACGCUGAGAUGGCAGACAGCGAUGGGGAGGACAUCAAGGAAACACCUGAGCUGCCUGUGGAGACAGGAAGGAAGCCUCGCUGGUCUGCCGCAGCUGGUACAAUGCCAGCCAGGACCUGCGCUUUCAGAAGAACGUCACCUUCUGCUUCCCGGCUUCAGCCUCGUCCCUGGAGCUGGUCAGGGGCCUGGGGAGGAAGUCACGCUGCAGUCUGAUUAUAAGCCAGCUCGAUGGCUUCAGUAUGUCCAGAUCACUGCUUCUGGAGGUGGGUCUGUGUCUGGGCUCUAAACUGGAGAGCCUGGCCCUGCCUGGUAGCAGCAUAACAGAGGCCUCUCUGCUGGCCCUCCUUCCUCGCCUCACCUCCCUCCGCAGGCUGGACCUCAGGGGCCUGGACAGCCUCUUCAUGUCCGGAGCUUUCCUCUCCAGGGAAGAGCACAGACAGCAGGUCAGGUUAGCUCUGUCUGGUCUGGAGGAGCUGGACCUGUCCGACCUGCGCUACCUUUCUGACCUGACCUUUAGUCGGCUCACCGGCUGCACCCCGCGCCUCUGCCGGCUCUCGCUGGCCGGCUGCCAUAUUGCUUUCGAGUUUGACCCCUAUCGAGGGUGCCCGGUGGGAGCUGUUGAGGACUCCUCAGCAUUACUGUCACUGAGGAACUUGAGGAGGUUGUUAACAGAGCAGAAAUCCACCCUUGUAGCUCUGGACCUCAGCAGAACCUCCAUCACCCCUGAGUCACUACGCACUAUUGCACAGGUUCAGGAUUUGGUCUUGGAGGAACUGUGUCUGCAUGGCUGUAAGGAGCUGACCGACUACUCAGUGGAGGUUCUGGUGAAGCACCAGCCAUGCCUUCAGAGACUGGACAUCAGUGCCUGCACUGAGCUGACCAGCAGGUCUGUAGAGGCCAUAGCACAGGGCCUAAAGUCACUGACAAACCUCUCCUUGUCCCACGACUGGAGGAUCACUGAAAAAGGCCUCGCUGACCUGCUGUCUGUGUCGUCCCUGAGGAGUCUGGAUCUGUCCGAGUGUCUGCACGUAAGCGGAACAGAGAUAGUGAAGGGCUUGACGGGGCCCGAUGCUGCCAGAGCACAGCUGGAGAUGCUCAGCCUCAAGAGCUGCACCUACAUUAGGGAUCUUGCGGUUUUCUCUCUGACCCAAGUUCUUGGGGAAACUCUCUGUGAGUUGGACCUGACCUCAUGCGUCAAUGUGACUGACCUGUCUGUGCGCGCUAUCUCCACCUACCUGCAGAGGCUGGUAGUUCUGCGGCUCGGCUGGUGCAAGGAAGUCACAGACUGGGGUUUGCUAGGGAUAGUGGAAACAACCAGGUGUGAGCCUGACGAGGAGACGGGAGACAAGGGCCCCAGGUUCACCCGGACCUUCGGCAACAUGGGCUUCUUCAAGCCUCCUCGUCUGCCUUUUGAGGAGCGACCCAAGCUGGUGACACAGAAUGACCUGGAGCAAUUCAAACGGCAGGCUGGGGCUUCACUUUUAGCUCUCAACCAGCUGCAGGAGCUGGACCUCUCUGCCUGCUCCAAACUCACUGACAGCAGCAUCACACAGGUGGUGCGCCACCCUGACCUCCACCGUCUGUCCCUCUCCAUGCUGCCAGAGAUCACUGACGCCAGCUUGGCGUCUGUAGCCUGGCACUGCCGCAGCCUCACCAGUCUGGGUCUCAGCCACUGCCCGGGUAUCAGUGACCGCGGAGUGGCACAGGCUGCGCCUUACCUCCACAGACUCCAGCAUCUCUACCUCUCCUGUUGUAAUAACAUCACGGACAGAUCCUUGUCCCUCCUGGUGCAGCACUGUAAGCGUCUGAGAACACUCGACAUCUCAAGGUGCAAAAACAUCUCCGUAACCACAAUGGACCUCCUUCAAUCACAGCUGCCCUUCUUGGAAAAUGUCCACUAUAAAUUUAUAGGUGGGGCUGACCUUACUCUAACACUCUGACUGAAUGUCCUGCAUGAGGGCUGGACAGCUUUUUGAUAACAAAACCUGCUGACCGAAGACUGCUCCAUGUGUUGAGCUUUUGCACAUCAGCAAUUUGCACACGAACUGAAGGAAAUGUUGAUAAGUUGUCAGUUUACAGUCUGAGCUACUGUAAAACCCACCAUCUGUAGGUCGACCUGUUAGUCAGCAUGUUUUUAAAAAAAAUCUGUCAUAGGGCUGGUACAACUUGUACAAAACCAUAGUGGAAAUACUUCUGCCUGUAUGGUUAUACUUUUUCUAAGUAUAUCCAUGCUUGGAUUCAAACAAUCAGACAGAAAUAUAUCUGGCUGAAUACACACCCACCCUAAACCACCACUUUCAAAAGAUCAUUAAAUGUUGAGUCCAAGAGGAAAAAGAUUCGAUGUAACAUUAUGUUCAGUUUAUCCGGUGAAUCACCACGGAAGGCACAGAUUUUAAUCUAAGGUAGGCAUUUUUAAGUUGCAGUCCUCAAGUAUCAUAUAAAAUCAAGAGACGUCGUGAAAACUUAAACACACAGCUGCCAAAGUAAGAAGAAAAUAUUCCCAAAGUGUCUAAUUAAACUGAGAAUGUCAAUCGUUUUCUCAUACAUUUGUUUCUAGGAGGAAAAUGCCGCCAAAAAUGAGAGAUUUUGUUAUAUGCUUGUUAUAUUGUCUUGUAGUGACAGAGUGCUUUUAUCUAAGUUAAAAGGUUAACAGUAUAUCAGAAAAUACUUAAAAUAAAAUGACAGAAGCUUUCCCAUAAUAAGUAAUUUUGUUGAGACUGAAAGUUUAUUCUUAAU
Molecule: messenger RNA, 3074 nt
Organism: Xiphias gladius (swordfish)
Lineage: Eukaryota; Metazoa; Chordata; Actinopteri; Istiophoriformes; Xiphiidae
Gene: fbxl9
Product: leucine rich repeat containing 29
Exons: 11
Coding region: 578-2278 (566 amino acids)
Biological process (GO): SCF-dependent proteasomal ubiquitin-dependent protein catabolic process
Cellular component (GO): SCF ubiquitin ligase complex
Molecular function (GO): protein binding
Source: RefSeq, a predicted model, not a curated record